AUGGAGACUGUUCCGGUUGAUGGGGAACUAGAUAGAAUUUCACAUCAUGGUGAUAACAGAGACUCUCAUGGACCAUCAACAGUGGUAACAAACAGCGAUGAAUCUCAGCUUUUAACUCCAGGAAAAAUGAGCCAGCGCCAGGGGAAAGAAGCCCAUUUUACUCCAACCAAAGAGUUACUCCAGCCAUCUCUCAGCCCAGGAACUGCUCACAGCCAUGGUUUUGAAAAAGGGAAGGAUGAUGUGUCACAAAGCAAAGAGGAUACAGCACAUUCUAUGUCAAAAAGCAAGUCUGAAUCCAAGCUUUUCAAUGGCUCUGAGAAGGACAUCUCUUUAUCUUCAAGCAAGCUUACAAAAAAAGAAUCUCUCAAGGUUCAAAAGAAAAAUUACAGAGAAGAAAAGAAGAGAGCUACAAAAGAAUUACUUAGCACUAUCACAGACCCAUCAGUUAUUGUUAUGGCUGACUGGUUGAAGAUUCGUGGUACCUUGAAAAGCUGGACCAAACUGUGGUGUGUACUGAAACCAGGAGUGUUGCUUGUUUACAAAACCCCCAAAAAUGGCCAGUGGGUAGGAACAGUGCUCCUGAACGCUUGUGAACUCAUUGAGAGGCCUUCUAAAAAAGAUGGCUUUUGUUUCAAACUCUUUCAUCCUUUGGAGCAGUCCAUAUGGGCUAUAAAGGGUCCCAAAGGCGAAGCAGUUGGUUCUAUAACUCAGCCAUUGCCCAGCAGUUAUUUGAUCAUCCGAGCUGCUUCAGAAUCAGAUGGCAGGUGUUGGAUGGAUGCUUUGGAGCUGGCACUGAAAUGUUCAAGUCUGCUUAAACGUACAAUGAUUAGAGAAGGUAAAGAACACGAUUCAGCAGACACUACUCAUGUCUCUCUCUAUGGUCUGCUUCGUGCUAACAACUUGCACAGUGGAGAAAACUUACCGUUAAAUGACAGUGAAAUUGAAAGGCAUCACUUUAAAGAUCAAGAUAUGUACUCUGACAAAUCUGAUAAGGAAAAUGACCAUGACCACGAGGAAUCUGACAAUGAUGGAUUGGGGAAAAGCGAAGAAAGUGAUAGUGACACAUCAGAGCGACAGGAUGAUUCUUACAUCGAUCCAGAGCCAAUUGAUAUCAAGGAAACUACUUAUUUAGAACAGAGUCAUGAAGAAAUCGGGGAGGCAGGGGAGGCUGCUCAGACAGAAGUAGUGUCAGAAGAAAACAAAAGUCUGAUCUGGACACUGCUGAAGCAAGUCCGGCCAGGAAUGGACUUGUCCAAGGUUGUACUGCCUACGUUUAUCUUGGAACCUCGUUCUUUCCUGGACAAGCUGUCUGAUUACUACUACCAUGCAGACUUUCUGUCUGAGGCUGCUCUUGAAGAAAAUGCUUACAACCGCAUGAAAAAAGUAGUGAAGUGGUAUUUGUCAGGAUUCUACAAAAAGCCAAAGGGACUAAAAAAGCCGUACAAUCCCAUACUUGGUGAGACUUUCCGCUGCAUGUGGAUUCAUCCAAGGACGAAUAGCAAGACUUUUUACAUUGCAGAACAGGUAUCACAUCAUCCUCCAAUAUCUGCCUUCUACGUUAGUAACCGCAAGGACGGUUUUUGCCUUAGUGGUAGCAUUCUGGCCAAAUCAAAAUUCUAUGGGAAUUCAUUAUCUGCCAUCCUAGAUGGAGAAGGACGGCUAACAUUCCUAAACAGGGGAGAAGAUUAUGUAAUGACAAUGCCAUAUGCUCACUGUAAAGGAAUUCUUUAUGGCACAAUGACCUUAGAGCUUGGGGGAACAGUCAACAUCACCUGUGAGAAAACUGGCUACAGUGCAACAAUUGAAUUCAAACUCAAGCCUUUUUUGGGUAACAAUGACAGUGUUAACCAAAUAUCAGGGAAAAUUAAGCUUGGCAAAGAAGUUCUGGCUAUUUUGGAGGGUCACUGGGACAGUGAAGUUACUAUUAGUGACAAGAAGACAGAUGUUUCAGAGACAUUCUGGAAUCCGACAUCUGAUAUCAAGCAGCGUAGAUUACCUAGAUACACAGUGAAGUUUGAAGAGCAAGAUGACUUUGAGUCAGAGAAGCUUUGGCAACAAGUUACAAGAGCAAUAAAUAACAAAGACCAAACAGAAGCUACUCAAGAGAAAUACGUUCUGGAAGAAGCUCAGAGAAAGAGUGCCAAAGAGAGGAAACUUAAGGGUGAAGAGUGGACGUGCAAGCUGUUCGAUCAGGAUUCAGUCACAGGAGAAUGGCACUACAAAUAUGCCGAUACCAGACCAUGGGACCCUUUGAAUGAUAUGAUCCAAUUUGAAAAAGAUGGCACCAUCCAAACAAAAGUUCGACAUCGGACACCAAUGGUUAGUGUUCCAAAAAUCAAACGAAAGCCAGCCAGCCAGAAGAAAGGGGAGUGUGGCUUCUCAUCCCCGGAGCCUGAUAACCAAGAUUCCUCUGGGAGUGAAGCGCAACUUCUGAAGCAUAAUACAAGAAUAAGGAAAAAAGGGGCAGACCUUGGUGAACUGCAGAGUGCCAUUGAAUCUAUAAAGGAAACACAAGAAGACAUUAAGAGGGACAUUAUGGCUCUACGAAAUAGAGUUGCUUCUAAUUCACCACCCGUGGACUACCGUUUCUUGCAGUUUAAGCACUAUAUCAUCAUUUUACUCAUGGUUCUGCUACAGCUUAUCAUUAAUUUUGUGUUCAAAUAGGAAGUGUGAACAAGGGCCUUUCUGAACUGGAAUGAUCGAACUGUUACUGGGGACCAUAUUUUAAGUUGGACUUUAAAUGAUGCAAUACUAUCUAAAAGAGCCCUGUAGCAACAACUUACAGAACUUUGCCUCAGCGUCCGUGGUUCAGAAUCAUACUCCCGUCUACCCAGUUGAAGUAAGAAUUGUGUAAGUGCCAGUACACUCUUGCUCCUGGUGUGUGCCUCUCUCUCGCAGACAUACGACAUCCGCCUUGUGUUUUAUAUUACGUCAUAUGCUGUACUGAUGAAUCU
Messenger RNA from Balearica regulorum gibbericeps (East African grey crowned-crane), 2954 nucleotides. The record is from RefSeq and is a predicted model, not a curated record. NCBI's taxonomy places the organism in Eukaryota, Metazoa, Chordata, Aves, Gruiformes, Gruidae.